This is a messenger RNA of Ambispora gerdemannii, 2328 nucleotides long. NCBI's taxonomy places the organism in Eukaryota, Fungi, Glomeromycota, Glomeromycetes, Archaeosporales, Ambisporaceae. The record is from the annotation of a GenBank genome assembly.
AUGGAUACUUUGAAGGAUGUUCCCGAGUUUUUCGAAACGCAACUUGAUGAAUCUUUAAGUGCAAGAACCGAAAGUCUAGCAUCUUUUCGCGAAUUAGGUCCUCCUGAUCUCUGCCAUAUAACUAAGGCAAAUUCUAAACCUGGGGUGAAGGAAAUUGGGUCUUAUCAUUAUGUAUCAGGUGUUGAUGCAUCAUCUUCGGCUACAUUAGCUGCUUAUCUAAACUCUCUCACCUAUGCUCUGGAAGAAACUCAUGCUUGGUUUUCAAAAUCAGCAGCUUGGAGAAUUCGAUCGGGGGUAUAUUGUUGCUUUAAUGCAUUCUCUCGAGUUGAUGUUAGAGUUGAAGUUAAGAUCCCUGGGGGUGUAGAAAGUUAUGUGGUAGACUUGCGGGGUGAAAGACAUGAAGCAACUCCAGAAGUGUGGCAAGAAACUUAUAUUUCGGCAAUCCUUCGCUCUAUUCUCUAUUCCGAUGAUGCCAACUAUCGAUUGGCUGGUUUCCGUAAAUUAGAUCCUAUUCCUAAUCUGGAAGCUGAAAAUCAUUUUUUAGAAGCAGCAGAGAAUCUCUUUUUCAAAGGAUGGCAGUUAGGCUCUGAUCCCGAGAUUCAAGUCGCAAAUGUAGUGAGCAACCACUUAACCGCCGGAAUUAUGAAAUAUUUUAAUCCUGAAGUAGCGGCUUUGUUAGCGCAAUCUUAUAUCGGAAUGGAUGAGGAAAUCAAGGGUGUUAAUAUUCUAUAUGAUGCUUUGAAACAGAAUCCGAUGAGCUAUGCUUUAUUACAUGUUCAAGCAGAUUUUUUAUUAACAAAGGGCCGAACCGAAUAUGCGCUCAAACUUGCUAAACAAGCUGUGAAUGCUGCGCCUUCAGAAUUUGUGACAUGGGCAAAAUUGACCGAAGUGUAUAUAGAACUUGACGAUUAUGAAUCGGCGUUAUUGACAUUGAAUUCUUGUCCCAUGUUUACCUAUAACGAAAGAGACAUGCAUCGCAUGCCAACCCCUGCAAAAACCCAUCUUCCAAUUAAAACAGAGAUAGCAAAUGCUGGCCUAGAUGAAGAUAAUGGACGUGAUAAUGAGGUUGAUGUCGCUCUAAUGCGUUUACCAGCGCCUUCUCUACGUGGUACUUUUGCGAAGGCUUAUUCAUUAUUGACCCGCUUAGUUUCCAAGAUUGGAUGGGAUGAGCUUUUGAAAUGCCGAUCAUCAGUUUUUGUAAUGGAGGAAGAAUACAGAUUACAAAAAGCAGCUGAAGAAGAACGACAUAAACAAAAUCAAAAACAAAUUGGCAUUAAUCAAACUCGCAUCUCUGACUUAACAGAACUCAAGAAAGAUCAAGAAGUUGUAAAUAAAAGGCAAACAAAUAGAGUUGACAAUACCGAAAAAUUACCGAAAAUAAUCGUAUCUAAUGAUACUGAAGACAAUCAAGCUAUAAAUGAUGGAAAUGCUCCCGCGCAAGCCGAAAAUCCUAAUAUCGAUCAAUUUAAUGUUAAUGAGAAACAUGCUAAUAAUGUCGAAGAUAAUGCAGAAAUAAAAACUUCAGAAGCGCCUGAUGAAAAAGAACAGCAAUCAACCAAUGAAUCAGAAUCUAUACCAAAAGAAAACAAUCCAACAGAUCCAGAGACUCUAGACGAUGACGAGAAAACGGAAAUAUCGGGGGAAAAUGAUGCGGAAAAUAAUAAAGAAAAUGACCCAGGGCCAAUUCCUUUCAAAGGACCUGAAUUAGAAAGACCAUCUCAAGCAGCCAACGAGGAAAAAAAUGAUGCCCAAAGUCAACAUGAUGAGCAGAACAAGGAUGCGGUAUUAAAAAAGGAUUACGCAUUUUCUUUUAAUAAUAAGCGAUUAUGUGAAAGAUGGCUUGAUAAUUUAUUUAUGGUUUUGUAUGAGGAUCUAAGAGUAUACACUGUAUGGCGUUCUGAAGUUUCUCAUUAUAAGGCUCACCAGCUAUUAUAUCGCAAAACUGGAACGGAAUGGGAAAUCUUGGGUGAUUUGGCUUCUAGAUUACAUCAUAAGGAAGAAGCGAAAGAGGCCUACCAACGAUGUCUUGAUUUUAGAUUUUCAGCUAAGGCGUGGCUGAAAUUAUUGGAGUACCAUGCAGAAGAAGGGGACGUGCAACAUACUCUGGGUGCAGUAGUAAAAUUGACAAUCUAUUAUGAACGAUGGUAUCAUGAAAUUAUUUAUCCAACAAUUGUUGGAUAUAAUCUCAACAAACUGAUACGAAACGAAGGACUAUCCAAGAUACAUUAUAAUCUCAUAUCAAUGAAAUUAUCGCCACCUAUAUCUAAAUUGGUAUCAAAAUAUAUUACUCUUGCCGAAACAUUCAAAAUACCAGGAUCAGAUUUCUAG